GUGGCGGUGUGGCGGUGAGGCGGUGAGGCGGUGGGGCGGCUCCGGGCAGCACAGCGGGGCCCUUGGGGCUGUUUCCCCUCUCCUCUCACAGCGGGCCGCUGGUGAGGGCUCGCUCCGGCCCCCGGUGGGUGUUGCUUGCGGUGGUACCGACUCGCCUUUGGCUCUUCUCGUUGAGGCUUAGCCUCAAAGGCUCCCGUCUCGCCCUCAAGUUAGAACACCGCCUGAAGCUGGUAAACGUGACCAUAACCUUUCCCGGCGACUGCCUUCUAACCAUCUAUUUGGGGCUUGUGCCAGAUGAGGGAGGGACAUGCCUCCGAAGUCAGCUUUGUAAUUGAAGCAGACUUUCUCCCAGCAAGGGUGGAUGAAGGAUGUAACUGUUACUGAAGCAAAUAUUUAAAGGAGGUCUGAUGACAACAAAAGCAAACUUUCCUGUGACAGCAGGAUCCAUAGUUGUCCCUUAUGGGCAUGUGAUUGGAAAUGAGAAGUGGAGAGGAUCAGAGUUAGCCCAAAGGAUACAAGGGAAGAUUAGACUCAUCUUUGAAGAUGGCCUGGGACUUGUGGAUUUUCAUCUUUCAAACAGAACUUGCAUUUUAUAUAUUUCUGAAGCAGAUUUGGUUGCGGGGGAUGAAUUCAAACGGAAACUGGUUCGGUUUAGAAAUGCCAGCACUCUUAGGGGAAUUGUAAUUAUAGAGAAAACCCAAAUAAGUGAUCAGUACUUUUUACCAGUACAAAAGUUUGUUGUGCUAGAACUUGGAAUGGUGUUGCUUCCUGUGGCGAAUCAAGGAGAAGCUUCUCAACUUAUUACUCAGCUAGUCCGGGAACAAAGUAAGGAUCAGAGCAGUAACCCCUUUGUUCGUAAGCAGCGCUCUCAGCUGGCCGAGCCGUCCGUGUUCCGGACUGUGCUGCAGAUUCCAGGGGUUGGAAAGAGCAAAGCUCUGCUUUUGCUGCAGCACUUUAGCAGCAUCCACCACCUUUGCAACGCCUCUGUGGAAGAGCUUGAGCUGGUAGUUGGACAAACGGUAGCGCAACAGAUUCACACUUUUUUAUGUUCCUGACAUGCAUGUGUAGUACUGUUUUGGAAAAUAAAGACUUUUGUUUCUUGUAAAUCAUAAAAUUUUGGUUUUAAUAGUUGCAUAUUAGGACAACUUCUGUAUUCUGGUAACAGCUGGAGGAUGUUGACGUAUUGAUAUUACUCUCCUAUUGCUGCUUAACAGCUGUUCUGCUCAUGCAGAUUGAGCUGUGAAAAGUGCCUUGGAUAGAGGACUGUGAAGUGUUUUACAUCUAUCUUGUACAAAAAACCUGAAAAGCCAUUUGCUUGCUUACUUUUGUCUUCCAGAAAUAAACACCUUGUUAAUA
Molecule: messenger RNA, 1356 nt
Organism: Colius striatus (speckled mousebird)
Lineage: Eukaryota; Metazoa; Chordata; Aves; Coliiformes; Coliidae
Gene: FAAP24
Product: FA core complex associated protein 24
Exons: 5
Coding region: 408-1055 (215 amino acids)
Biological process (GO): interstrand cross-link repair
Cellular component (GO): Fanconi anaemia nuclear complex
Molecular function (GO): chromatin binding
Source: RefSeq, a predicted model, not a curated record